Prorocentrum cordatum is the source of this 1079-nucleotide messenger RNA. The record is from the annotation of a GenBank genome assembly. NCBI's taxonomy places the organism in Eukaryota, Dinophyceae, Prorocentrales, Prorocentraceae.
UAGAAUCGAGAGUGAAACGAGAACCGAGAGAGCCGGUCAAGCAUGUGCAGGAGUUGAGCAGUUCAUCCGGAGUCGACUCAGGAGUUGAGCAGUUCAUCCGACCAAACUCAGGCCCUAUACGUCUCGGCAAGCGCUUCCACUUACACCAGGUUGAAUCAGACCACGUAUUGGCGUGUCGAGAGAGAGAUUGCGGAACGUGCAGAUUCAUACGGCUUGGCACCAAAUGGGUUGCAAGGCGUGAUGUCGGAUGGCUCAUCGGCAAGUGGUUUGGGUCUAAGUUAGUUGGAGUGGGAUGCUCAAUUGAGGGUGAAACAGUUUGGGCGUGCAUAUGGUGUUUCAGAUGAUGUAAUUGUUAAAGGGCUUUCUAGAAUGCAGAAUUUCGUCGUGUUGUCUCUUGAAGUAUUACGAGCUGAAUUUCCAGAUUGGGAACUCCUGCGUGCGUUUGAGGUUUUCGACGUGUCCCGGUACGAUGGUGAACGGCCAGACGCAACUACCACUGCUUCAGCAUUCUUGAGGAUGGCGACAGCUUUCAAAGUUUGCGAGAACCAGCUCACUGACCAAUUCUAUGACUACCUACCCCUGGCAUUAUCAGCAUGGAAGCAAAAUCGACAAGCCAGUUCUGUUGACGUGUGGAGGGAAGCAGUCGUGUUGAGGCCCAUCCAGGCGCAGACCCGACGGGCCCAUCCUUCUGACGUGUUGCUGUCAGUACUUCUUCGGUUGGCUGCGUUUACCGGGUGCACGACCAGUGGACUGGAACAGAUGUUGUCCAAGGUAAAUACAUGGCUUCUUACAUCGCGGAGAAAGCUCUUGGACCCCAACCGCGUCGAGGAUGAGGCGAUGUUGGCGACCGAGCAGUUCGCCAAGUACGACAUCGAGCGCUUAUACCGGGACGCGGGGGUUGUGUUCCACAAGUGCUUCGGUUUGGCCCGCGUGCGCGGGAAGUCCAAGUUCACGUCGUUCGGCAAACGAUCCCGGAGGGAGGCUGUUUCGGGUGUAUAACGUUGUUCGGAUAAUUCGUGCGCGGUUCCCCUGCAUGUGUGCGUGCGUUAAACGUGGUUCUAGACGAAUGAUAAUCACGU